This is a messenger RNA of Adineta steineri, 1615 nucleotides long. The record is from the annotation of a GenBank genome assembly. Lineage: Eukaryota; Metazoa; Rotifera; Eurotatoria; Adinetida; Adinetidae.
AUGUCAUCCAUAAUGAAAACAGUAGUUAAAGAAACAACUACAAAUCCUAAAGAACAAUUACCAAAGAAGAAGAAGAAAACUACUAUAAAAGAGACAACAUUAUUAAACUCUAAUAUUUCUUCUUCUUCUCUUCCUAAUUUUAGUACAGCACAUCAACAACAUCAUUCAGCUCCACCACAACAAAAUCAAGCAUCAAAAACAGGUUUACAAUCUAUAAAUGAAAAUCUCGAAUAUUUACCUACGAAUGGAACAAACGAACAACAACAACAACAACAAGAUAUAACAAAUUCUCGUUUUCCUCGUUCAAGUACAGUUCCUUAUCCAGCUUACGCAACAUUAAGAAAAGGUGGAGGAAAUCGUGUUCCUUCACAUUAUUAUUAUACGGAUUAUCCAACAUUUAUUCACGGAACGGUUUCACCUGCACAAGCACAUACCUAUUUCAAUACACGUCAACCAUUAUCAUCAAUAAAUACGAAUUUUCAACCAAUAUCACCGCAUCAUCAACAAUAUACUCAGCGACCUGUGGAUGUUCUUAAACCAACAUUUUUAAUUGUAUCAAAAGAAGCUGAACAACAAUUAACAUCUCAACUUUCAACUUCAACUUCACCUAUACCACCAAUAGGAUCUACUACAAUAAAAUCAUCAUCAUCAAAACCAAUGAUGAAAAAAUCGGAUACAAAAACACAGGAAAAAACAACUACCGUUACGGAUCAAUCAUCACCUACUUCACGAAAUGUCGAAGUUCAAACAAAUAAUGAUUCACCAACUCGAACAAUGUCAACAGGAAUACCAAAUAUAGAUAAUACCCAUCAACAUAUUGGCCUUAUUGCUGCUACACCUAAUCCAUCACCAUAUGUUCAUUUUGUUAAUGUAGCUUAUUCAACACAAUCUCCACAAUUUUUCCAAGAUGGUCCACCAGAAACAUCUAUCAUGCAAGAUGAAUUUAUUAAUAUCAAUGAUUAUCAUCAUCCAUCGGCUAGUAUUCGAUCAAUGCCAAAUAUUGCCUUGGCACAAGUCUCGCCUCAUCAUUUAUAUGGCUCGCCUACUUUACAACACUAUCAUCUUUCGCAACAAAUAUAUGACGAACAACAACAACAGCAACAACAGCAGCAGCAGCAGCAACAGCAAGCACCGUUAACAAGUACGGAAUCAACGGGUGUUCGAUCAACAACAGCACCUCAAAUGGGACCAACAUCAAAAACUAUACGUGCUGAAAUAGGAGAAACAGAUGAAUCAAGUUUAGCAUCACUUGAUUUUGCUCAUACUGAUUUCAUUGAUAUGCCUGGUUCAUGGAAAUAUCGAUCAUUACCAGAUGGACGUUCAGUACCUGUAACAGCAGGAGGAAGACGUUAUCGUGCACCAAUACCUCAAUCAUUUCUUGAUUUUCAACAAUAUGCCAGUGAUUCCGAACAAGUUGUACGUUCAUCUAGUUUUCGUCAUAAUCAAUUACAACAACAACCGUUAAUUCAAGUACGUCAAUUUGGUUCCAUACCAACAAUUAAUAGACCUUUUGAUUCAAUUCGAAGUCAACCAGGAGUUCAAUUUGGUCCAACAAUACGUUUAAAUGAAAAGGAUAUUUUAAAAAUCGGAUCAUUCUAUCAAAGUAUAGGUACAC